Molecule: messenger RNA, 624 nt
Organism: Pochonia chlamydosporia 170
Lineage: Eukaryota; Fungi; Ascomycota; Sordariomycetes; Hypocreales; Clavicipitaceae
Exons: 1
Coding region: 1-624 (207 amino acids)
Cellular component (GO): mitochondrial large ribosomal subunit; ribosome
Molecular function (GO): structural constituent of ribosome
Source: RefSeq, a predicted model, not a curated record
AUGAGCAGAGCACUUUUUCGCUCCGUUCUGGAGCUUCGAGCGCCAACAUCGGCGUCUCGAUUUGCACCAACAUUCGCCCUACCCAUCCGCAGCCGGGCCUUCAACAGCACACCACCGAUCAUCGAGCCCAAGAACCAACAACACGUCAACAAUGCUCCCAACCCGACAGACGAUCAAGUCCGGCCUCUGGCCUUCAAGAAGAGCCAUCCUUCAGCUCCGCCGGCCCCUAUCCAAGAUUCAGUGAAGAAUCUGCUGCCGUUUCUCGUCGCCCAACCUGGCCACUACAUCACCGUCCACAUCCACGGCUUCCCCUAUCUCGUCCAAGAGGGCGACCAGAUCCGUCUUCCCUUUCGCAUGCCCGGCGUGCUGCCCGGCGACGUACUGCGUCUUAACAGAGCCAGCAUCAUUGGCAGUCGCGACUACACAAUGAAGGGGGCGCCGCACAUUGACGAGCGGGUAUUCGAGUGUCGAGCAACCGUUUUGGGGGUGGAAUCAGAGCCGAUGCGUAUAAAGAUUAAGAAGAAGCGAAGACAGAGGAGAAAGAGACAGGCCAAGAGCAAGCACCGGUACACGAUUUUGCGCAUUUCUGAGCUCAACAUUAAGAAUUUGGAAGACGUCGAGUAG